This is a messenger RNA of Aspergillus luchuensis, 852 nucleotides long. Its product is annotated as aldo/keto reductase family protein. Bases 1 to 852 code for a protein of 283 amino acids. The record is from RefSeq and is a predicted model, not a curated record. The transcript has 2 exons. Gene Ontology annotation, molecular function: oxidoreductase activity. NCBI's taxonomy places the organism in Eukaryota, Fungi, Ascomycota, Eurotiomycetes, Eurotiales, Aspergillaceae.
AUGCCGGCCAACUACUCCUUUGCGGACGAGGUACCACUGCCAAAUUCCGCCGUCAAAAUACCCCGCCUCGGCUUCGGCGUCUAUCGGUCACCUUCCACACAAUGCGUGCAGUCCUGCCUUAAGGCCCUCGAAGUUGGCUACCGGCACAUUGAUACCGCUCAGUUCUAUGCAAAUGAGAAAGAGGUUGGCGACGCCAUCCGUUCCUCUGGCCUGCCCCGCAAUGAAAUUUUCGUGACUACCAAAAUCCUCAGCCCAGCGGGCUCGCCCGAGGCAACCUAUGAGAGACUGCUGGCUAGCGUCGAGAAGAUCGGUGGCCCGGACGGAUACGUUGAUCUGUUCCUGAUUCAUAGCUCCAAGUCUGGCUCGUCGGGUCGCAAGCACUUAUGGCAGGCCCUGGAGAGGCUGCUGGAGGAGGGCAAGGCUAAGAGUAUCGGUGUCAGUAACUUUGGAGUGAAGCACAUUGAAGAAAUGAAGGAGUAUGCGAAAGUCUGGCCGCCCCAUGUUAAUCAGAUCGAGCUCCAUCCUUGGUGCCAACAACGCGUGAUCGAUGCAUACUGCAAGAAGAACGGAAUCGUUGUCGAGUCUUAUGCCCCCAUUGUGCGAAACUAUAAAGCGAAUGAUCCUACACUCGUGGACUUGGCCAAGAAAUACAACAAGACGACCCAGCAGGUCCUGAUACGCUACGCGCUGCAGAAGGAAUGGGUUCCACUUCCUAAAACCGACAACCCAGACCGGAUUGCGGCUAACGCUGAUGUGUUUGAUUUCGACAUCAGCGAGGAGGACAUGGCGGUGCUUAAUGCUCUUGACCAGGGAAGCAGUGGCGCUAUUGUCGAGGCCGUCGAGAACGAGUAG